AACAAGCAAGAGAGACAGAGCAAGAACAAGGGGCAGGAAGAGAAGAGGAAACUAGGGUUACGUUUAUCACAGUCACGAGACAUGGAGCCUCGACAUCCUCGGGACAAGAGGCGACGCCGAGACGCCCCCCGUCUUCACUCGAACUGCGACGGAGGCAACGGCGGGAUGAUAUCAACAUCAACAUGCCCCUCUGUCGUGUCCAAGAGGGACAAGACAAGAGCGCUGGUGUUAACCCUGCUCUACCUCUGCUCCUGUCCGGUAGUCUCGACUGAUUCCGCCGCCCCUGCCCCUCCGCCCCCCCCUCCACCACCUCCGCCUCCACCGCCACCUCGUGAUGCCCCUCGAGGAGGCGGUGCAACCGCAUCAGCAGGGAGCUCUCGAGGUGGGCAAGCGCUGCCGAGGUCUAGUCGCGAUGGAAGCGCGGAGGACGUUGCCGCGACAGCUUCGGCCGUUGCCGCCGCUGCUGCUGCUGCGGCGGCGGUGACAGACGCGGGGGGCGGGGGGAGCACUGGAGGGGAGUCUACUGCAGGGGAAACAACGACCGAUCAUCUCGACCUCAUGGAUGGCCAUCUUACGGACUCCGAACAAGAUCACGGAUACUCUCAUGAGCGCUACCAACAGGAGCGCCACCACCAGGUGCAGGGGCACCCACGGUCAAGCUGGGUCGAUCAGGGAGGCGUCAACGGAGGGAGAGCGAACGCUAACGCCUGGGCGGAUGGUGAUGACGCCUCCGCGCAAUGGAGCAGGGCGGGGAGGGGGGAAUGGAGGGGUUUCGACGAGAGCUGGAAGGGUGACGGGGAAGGGGCAGAGGGCAGGCCGUGGAAGCACGAGGAUCUGAAGCAGCUGCUGCAGGAUCUGGAAGACACCGAGAUAGCUGGAGCAGGCGGUGCAAAGAGGGGGCGGGGACGCAGAAGGUACCGGUCGCCCCCCCCCCCCCGUCCCGGAGCAAGAGGCGGGGAAGGCGUUGUUGCCGGUGAAACCGACGAAACCGAUGAAACCGAAGACGGCGUGCCGAGGAGGCGACCUGGGGCGGGGUGGGGAACGCCACCUAGCCAAGGUGGCCAGAGGGAUGGAGAAGGCGACGGCGUCGUCGAAAGGCGUGAUCAGACAAGCAGCACUGGAUCGGGACCGAGAGCCACGGCACAAGGAGGAGGAGAAGAGGGGGGGGGAGGCAGAGGGCGGGAUCAGGGGCUAACGCUGGGUCCCCCCCCGCGAUUCCCCGGGACGGGGAUGGGAUCGGCGGGCAAUGCCGCUUCAGGUGAACCGGAUGCUAGCUUGACACCAGGUUCUGGAUCGCCUUCCCAAAGCGAUCAAGGCAACGCGCCGCCUCAGUUUGCGAAGAGGCGCGUGCGCGUCACGUGGGAGGCGGAGGGAUGGGGCGAAGGCGAGCAAAACGCGGCGCAAUUGAACUCGGGCGUCACGGACGCGGGGCAAGCGACGUCGUUUCGGAGCAACGACCAGUACGACGACAACUACUACUACGGCUCUGUCGCAGACACACACGCCGCUGAAUCGCAGCAGCACUACCACGAGGGCCUGGUCGGAUCCCUUUUGCAGAGCGGAGACUUCAGCGACACCGGGUCGGCCGGCACUUGGACAGACGCUGACACGGAGGAGCUCGUCGUGGGACACAGCCACGGACGCUUGGAGCACCUCACGGCCUACGGGUACCAUCAGAGGUACUCUCACGCUACGGUGGGAUCGAGGGUUGGGGGUAGGGUGCCGGGUCGCAGGCUGGUGAUGCCGCCUGGAGCACCGAUCGGACGGACGGGGUCGUCCGCCCCGCUUGGCGCGAGCACGCCUAUUCUCGACCUAGACUACAGCGCAAAGGUGCUUGACUACGGCCGAAAGGACGGGACUGGCCCUCCCAAGACUCUCACACUCAGGUCAUGGUCGCGGAUCACAGGUGCGGCAGGCAUUGCCACGGCAGGCGCCUUCCUGGCGGUGUCCCCCAACAACGCGGCUCGAGACCUCUACCUCGCGCUCUUUCGGCGCAACCUCGGUUUGAUCGCGGCCUCCCUCGUGGGCCCCGCCGUGUACUCGUGCCUCCUUUAUGACGGCAGCAAGGCCAACAUCAACACCUACGUUAGGGUCGUGACAUUCGCCUUCACGUGGGGGUAUCUCAUCUCCUUCGCCCUAGAGAUUGUAGCGGCGACGUUCUUCCAACUGUGCGUCUUGGCGGUUAUGGAGCCCAAGGCAUUCGACCUCACGCCGCACGUGCCCGCCAUAUUCCUUCCCUGGGUGCUGAGAGAGCAUGGGUACGUACCAUCUUCCCUGUUUUCUUGCCUGGCGGAUCUGCUCUCGUUCUGCGUGGGAGCGCCUAUUGUGGAGUGCGCCAUGAUGGUUUGGAUUGUGCGUCGGCUUGGGGCCUUGCCGAAGCGGGUCGCCUCGCCCCUCCCCACAGCAGAGGAAGAGGCCACAGACCCAGCAAGGGUCGGCCUCCGCAAGACCGGCGGCAAGAGCAACAAUGACGACACCGAGGACAACUCCAACGCCGAAACGGAAACGGCACCCUUCGGCGGGAGUACGGCGGAAGAAGGGGCAGGGGGUGGCAGCGGCGGUGGCGCUAUAGUCGCUUCUUCUUCUGUUGUAGGGGCCGUGGCGAACAAGGAGAAGCGUGCGAAGAGGCUAGGACCGUUCCGAGACAGGGCCGCUACCGCAACGGCAGCAUCGGACGCUGCCAAGGCGGCGAGGACUGCGGCGGAGGCCGCGGAGGCUGCCCAAGAGCCCACCCAUGUUCACACCUACCUCCUGUACGUGCUAGGCUCCGCGAUGGGCCUGAAAGCGGCGUGCACUAUGCAGAGGGUGCUUGUCUACACCAGGGAGUAUCACGAGCACAAGACGUUCUUCGCGGUCGCUCGGGGGUUCUUUCCUUUGUUCGAGCUGUGCGGGUCUAUCAUGGCCAUGAACCUGGCUCGUCGCGACAUCUUGGGGGACAGGAUGAAUAGGCUGCAGCUGUUCUUUGUCCCGGUGGCGCUCAACGCUUACGCGGUUUUCAGGGGCACCAAGCCGCUGUUCAAGUGGGCAUCGUCUAAACCGUGGGACGAGCUCCAGGUCAAGGCUUGGGUGUUCCCCAGGGGCAUGACGCCGUUCCAACGAGCGCGGAAGGGCUUCGCGAGCGUGGCUUGGUCUAUCGUCAUCUUGCGGGUGACGGCCCACGUGAUCAAGACCUACUGGCGCCUCAACCGCCUGCACAGCUCCCGCCUGCGUCAACAGCACGAGAUGGCUGCGGCAGCGGCUGCUGCUGCGGAGCAGCGGGCAGCUUUUGCCCUUCAAGAGGCCAUGGCUGGCGCAGGCAGAACCUCGUAGUUUAGCGCGGCAAGCAGAGGCCGCAUGUAUCCCCCGGGAUUUGGUUGCAGAUGCUAGCUGAAUUUUCCAGCCUGAGUCCGUAUCUAUGUUGUACAGUAUAUUGCUCUCAGGGAAUAUCCCGAGGCUUCACCUCGUCAGCGCAAACUUUGAAUGAACGACCCCUCUCGUUCAGUCCGAUAGUAGGCGAAUCCUGGAUGGUUCUGUGCAGGAGUUUUUGAGUUUUUGACCUACCGGCGACUGCGAUGGACGUUUUUCUCUGCAACCCUUAGACGCAGGCGGCGGUUCGUACAUUUCUCCAGCAAGAGACUCGUACCAACCAUUAUGUAGUUAUCGUAGAAUACCGCAGAUCGCUGUCCACCCCGGCCUGCCUUCCGAAGGUGUCUACUAGUAGGUUGCCUGUCGUCUCAUGUGUUUCGUUUGGCUGUGUGUUUUUCUCCAUGUUCACGUAUGCUUUGGUCUACAUAAGGGUACCUAGGGAUUCUUCUCUUCCACCCCGACAUCGGGGCUCGUCGGUAUAUGGGAGAGGCGAAGACCGCGCGGCACACAUGAUGCAUACAUAGGGAUGACAAGCGACGUCAACGAUUUUUUGUCUGUGAGGCGAGUGGCCCAUUUUCCGUGUUGCUGGAAACAUGUGCACGCCCUUGUAUGUACUGCUCUGUAAACUUUCGAUGUGUGGGGGUUGAGGGUUGGUGGGGCGAUGAGAGGUGUGGCUUGCUGUGUGAUGGGCGGUCGCAAUCAAUCAAGAAGAACCUGCGAACUUUUCAACGCGUUGUCUAGUAGGUUUCCUACGUGGUCUGAAGGGUUUCCAGGGAAUGCUCGCCCGGUACGAAGAAACCCAUCGCACAACGCCGAAAUGUUGGUGUAUGUACGUAGUGCUUUUCUGACGCUCAAGGAAUGAACAACAAUUGAGAAUUGUUUGUUUUUCGCUCGUCUUCAUUACUUGUCGACUUCGAAACUGCUGUCGCAGGUUCUGUGCUUGCUGCUUGUUGUGGUUGUGGCCAUUGUUUGCUAGUGUUCUUUCGAAGAGAAACGGUUUCUCGGCUUCAUUUAUACCAUGUCGGAGGCUGUCCAUUAUGGUCGUCGUGUUACCCAGGCUCGACUUGCGGUGGAAUCGCCCUUCUUUCAGCAACGUCGGCGGAAGUGUGUUGAGCUGCUCUGUGUGGUUGUUGUUUGUUGUUUGUUCAGGACUUUUACAU
Molecule: messenger RNA, 4505 nt
Organism: Ectocarpus sp. CCAP 1310/34
Lineage: Eukaryota; Phaeophyceae; Ectocarpales; Ectocarpaceae
Source: the annotation of a GenBank genome assembly